Lepus europaeus (European hare) is the source of this 3669-nucleotide messenger RNA. RefSeq names its product zinc finger protein 382 (gene ZNF382). Gene Ontology annotation, biological process: regulation of transcription by RNA polymerase II. Bases 676 to 2328 code for a protein of 550 amino acids. The record is from RefSeq and is a predicted model, not a curated record. Gene Ontology annotation, cellular component: nucleus. The transcript has 5 exons. Lineage: Eukaryota; Metazoa; Chordata; Mammalia; Lagomorpha; Leporidae. Gene Ontology annotation, molecular function: DNA-binding transcription factor activity, RNA polymerase II-specific; RNA polymerase II transcription regulatory region sequence-specific DNA binding.
AGCCACAGUCACAUCCCACGCCCGACCACAACCAGUCACCUUCCUGAGUAGCUGGCUCCCAGGCCAGGAGCUCCGGCCUCCCCACGCCCCGUCCGCGGCCCAGGAAUUCGGGGCCACCGGCCGGGAGCCGCUGCUUGCACCGGGACCCAGGUCACCUCAGCUCCACAGCGAAAACGAGGAUCGCAAAGCCAGCGGGAAAUGACCCAGAGGCUGACGUUCCUCGGCCGGCAGCCGCCUGAGAGAAACGAAAUCCAAGCCAGCCCAGCGCCGACCUGGAUAAAGCGCAGGGAAGCGGCGACCGAGGACCGCGCCGACCGCGCCGCCGCUCCUCACCGGCCGCCCCGGAGACUCUUGGGAACGCAGGCCCACUCGCUAGUGCGCAGGCGCAGACGACCGAGCCCGGCCGGGGGUGAACCUGGUGGGUUUUAGGGUCUCUGAGGAGGCCGAGAAGGAACUGGGCAGCCCCGGCCAGGGAGAGCUGAUUAAGAUAGCGGAACCGGAUGGGAAGGCCGGGGAAGAAAUCCCGAGACUGAGGCGGGCCUGGUGAUUCUGUGGAGGGAACCGGGACCGCGCGUGCAGCCGCUCACCGCUCAGACCCUUCCUGCUCAAGAAGAUCUCAGAAGAGAAGAGUCUCUCUUACCAGUCUCAAAGCCAUGUCUCAGGAUGAACUAGAGUAUGCCCUUACAGGGAUCGGUAUCAUUCAAGGAUGUGACUGUGGACUUCACCCAGGAGGAGUGGCAACAACUCGACCCUACUCAGAAGGCCCUCUACAGGGAUGUGAUGUUGGAAAACUAUUGUCAUUUCAUCUCUGUGGGGUUUUACAUGACUGAGCCUGAUAGGAUCAGCAAGUUGGGACAAGAAGAGCUGUGGACAGAGAAAAUUUUUCCAAGCCAGAGCCACCUAGAUGAAGAUGGGAAAGCUGAAGAUGUUUUAGUGAAAUUCAAAGAAUACCAAGACAAACUUUCUAGAUCGGUGAUAUUCAUCAACCAUAAAAAACUAGUUAAGGAGAGAAGUAAUAUUUGUGGGAAAACACUUACUGUAGGCAAGAACCAUAUUAUUUCAAAAACCCUUUGUGAAUAUAAACCUGAUAGAAAGGUUUUUAAAAAUACUUCAGAAUUAGUCAUUAGAAAUAUAAACCCCAUAAGAGAUAAAGUUGGUGAGAGUAAUGGAUGGGAGAAAUCACUCCUCAAUACUAAACAUGAGAAAAUUAAUCCUGAUCCUGCGGUGAAUCUCCACAAACAGACAGAAAGGGAUCUUAGGGGUAAACAAGCGCUUACUCAACAGAAGGUUCAAACCUCAGAGCCACAGCUCAAACAUAAUGAAUGUGAAAAAUCCUUCCUUGUGAAAGAAAUGUUAUUUACACAUACUAGAGUUCACAAAGGCGAAAGACCCUUUGAAUGCAAUAAAGAUGGCAUGGCCUUCCUAGAAAAGCCAAAUCUUGGCAUCCAUCCACAUCCUCUUACGGAAAAGAAGCCCUCCGCAUACAACAAAUACGGGAAACUCCUCUGCAGAAAAUCCGUUUUUAUUAUGCAUCAGAGAUCUCAGACAGAAGAUAAACCCUUUCAAUGUCCUUACUGUGGGAAUAGCUUUAGAAGGAAGUCGUACCUCAUUGAACACCAGCGAAUUCACACAGGGGAGAAACCUUAUGUUUGCAAUCAGUGCGGAAAGGCCUUCCGUCAGAAGACAGCCCUCACUCUUCAUGAAAAAACACACAUAGAGGGGAAACCCUACAUUUGUAUCGAUUGUGGGAAGUCCUUCCGACAGAAGGCAACCCUCACUAGACAUCACAAAACACACACAGGGGAGAAAGCCUAUGAAUGUACUCAGUGUGGAAGUGCCUUUAGAAAGAAGUCAUACCUCAUUGAUCAUCAGAGAACUCACACAGGGGAGAAACCGUAUCAGUGCAAUGAGUGUGGGAAGGCAUUUAUCCAGAAGACAACUCUCACUGUCCAUCAGAGAACUCACACAGGAGAGAAGCCCUAUAUUUGUAAUGUAUGUGGGAAAUCCUUCUGCCAAAAGACAACACUUACUCUCCAUCAGAGAAUUCACACGGGGGAAAAACCUUAUAUUUGUAAUGAAUGUGGGAAAUCCUUCCGCCAGAAGGCAAUUCUCACUGUUCAUCACAGAAUCCAUACAGGAGAGAAAUCCAAUGGAUGUCCACAGUGUGGGAAAGCCUUUAGUAGGAAAUCGAACCUCAUUCGCCAUCAGAAAACUCACACAGGAGAGAAACCAUAUGAAUGUAAAGAAUGUGGGAAGUUCUUCAGCUGUAAGUCAAACCUCAUUGUCCAUCAGAAAACACACAAAGUAGACACCUUGGGAAUUCAGUAAGUGAUGUGACUUUUUUUAUAAAAACGUUUUAAGUCAUAGCUAACACAUGUUGCUUGCAAGUGUAAUACUAUUCAACAGUUUAAGGUACUAAAUACUGCAGAACUCACCUACUGUUUGCUACCCAAUAAACACACACAGAUGAUGGUACCAGAUAAAUUAAAGGACAAAGCACAUUGAAAAAUAAAAGCCACCAACUUUUUAUUAGAUUCAACAAACUAAAAUCUCCAGGGUCAAAUUGCUAUAAACCUUUAAAGUUGCUUAUUUCCCAUUUUAAUACACACUUUCUGUGAAGCUGUAAUAAACAGUUGGCCAGCUGGCAGUUGUCCGUGGACUACACUGUGAAUAGAAGUGCUUUAAAAGGAUAUGUGAAGUGUAUUUCUUAUUGCAAAUAUGGAAAAAACUUAGUUGUUACCUCCUCAAAGUUAACCACAGUUCUGACAUUAAAAUUAGUUUUUGUACAUGAUAAAACUUUAUAUGAAUUGAUUAUAUAUCAUGUAUUCAUAUAUGACUUAUUUCAUUUAUCAUUAUGUGUAAUCAUAAGUGUGUGUGGUAAAGGUUCAUUUAUUUUUAUUCUGUAUAGAAUUAUAUGAGUGUGUCACGAUUUAUACAUUCUACUUGUGAUGAACUUUUACAUUGUUUACAGUUGAGGGUCAUGAUAAAUACUGCUUCUGAGAGCAUAUUUGUCUUUUGGUGUACAUGUAUGUUCUUCUCUUGUGUUUAUAGUUAAGGAGUGGAAUUGCUGGGUCUAAAGGCAGAUUAUGGUCAUCAGCUUUGGUUUAUGCUGGCAAACAACUCAGAGCUUUCACCAGCAUGAGAUAAUUUACUUUGAAGGGGAACAACUAUGAAUAUUAUCAAUAUUGUGAUGGUUCAAACCAGAGAAUUAAUGCUGUAUGGAAGCUCUGUCAAUGUUAUUGUGAAAACUGGAGUUAUGAAGAUAAUGCAUAUAGAAAGCGCUUCUAGCUACAGCCCAAAUCUUAGUAUAUAAUCACACAAAUAUAGUAAAUAUCAGGUUGUCUUUUGCCACAGUUAAUGCCUUACUUGAAAUCAGAAAGUUGUACAGAGACAGACAUUUGGCCUAGUGGUAAAGAAACCCAUGUCCCAUAUUGGUGUAUUUGGAUUCAGUCCCCAGCUCAGCACCUGACUCCCAAAUUCCUGCUAAUGCAGACUCUGGGGGGCAGAAUGCUGGCUCAAGUAGCUGGGCUCCUGCCACUCAUGUGGGAAUCCUGGGUGGAGCUCCCAUCUCUGUAGUCUGAGCCAGUCACAGCUAUUGCAGGCCUUUGAGGAAUAGACCUCUAGAUUUCUCUCUUCUCUCCCCCCUUAAGUAACUUAAUGAAACUUUUU